AUGGAGGCACAAAACGGUGCAGAAGCAAGUCGAGUACUUCACAUUGUCUACUUUCUCAGUCGAAAGGGUUAUGAAGAGCACCCUCAUCUCAUACAAGUCGAGCAUCACUCUAAAAAUGGCGUUCAGUUACAAGACAUCAAAAGAUGGUUGGGAGAAUUGAGAGGAAAGGAUAUGCCAAAAUCAUUUGCUUGGUCAUACAAGAGGAGGUACAAGACAGGUUAUGUCUGGCAAGACUUGUUGGAUGAUGAUCUUAUAACCCCAAUCUCAGACAAUGAAUAUGUCCUCCAAGGCUCAGAAAUUCCAUGCACAGUAACUAACACAACAGACUUAUUAUCAUACCAAGAAAUUACCAAGGAGAAAACAGAGCAACUGGCCUCAACUGACCUCGAAACAAAACUCGAACCGGGAAAAAAUAUUUCGAACACGAAUAAAUUCAUCACUACCGCCAAAAAAAUCGACGAAAAGGGCAUGACCCGUUUCUCGAUGAGCUUACGGAGCCUACUCAGCUGUCGUGGCACGGAGACUAAGGAAUCUGCCGUGACGAUUGCCCGUGGUAAGCCGAAAAAACCGCCUAGUUUCUUGAGCAUUUGCUCUGGCCAAACGAGUGAAAAUGUACGUCCCGUGUGCCCUUCUUUUCACCGGUCGAUAACCGAGAAGCCUCGUGGGACCCAACAUCAACGGAUUAGUAGUAACACAAGAAAGAGCUACGAACGAGCGAAGGAAAUGCCGACUUACAAGCCACUCAACGGGCCUAAUUGCGCGCAAUGUGGGAAGAUUUUCAAGCCGGAAAAAAUGCAUGCACAUAUGAAGUCAUGCAGGGGAUCAAUGAGCAAAACCGUUCACAACAAAGCCAAUUUCAAUCGUGCCAUAUUUUUUUCUUCUUAUGAUGAGAAUAAAUCAAAAAUGGCCAAUGUGAUGAUCAAGAAAUAA
Molecule: messenger RNA, 930 nt
Organism: Striga hermonthica
Lineage: Eukaryota; Viridiplantae; Streptophyta; Magnoliopsida; Lamiales; Orobanchaceae
Source: the annotation of a GenBank genome assembly